Aspergillus uvarum CBS 121591 is the source of this 4701-nucleotide messenger RNA. Its product is annotated as putative DUF814 domain protein. Gene Ontology annotation, biological process: rescue of stalled cytosolic ribosome; ribosome-associated ubiquitin-dependent protein catabolic process. Gene Ontology annotation, molecular function: double-stranded RNA binding; ribosomal large subunit binding; tRNA binding. Bases 1 to 4701 code for a protein of 1566 amino acids. NCBI's taxonomy places the organism in Eukaryota, Fungi, Ascomycota, Eurotiomycetes, Eurotiales, Aspergillaceae. The record is from RefSeq and is a predicted model, not a curated record. The transcript is spliced from 11 exons. Gene Ontology annotation, cellular component: RQC complex.
AUGAAGCAGAGAUUCUCUUCGCUGGAUGUCAAGGUCAUCACCCAGGAACUUGCCUCGGAGCUCGUCAACCUCCGAGUGUCGAACAUCUACGAUCUUUCCUCGAGAAUCUUCCUCUUCAAACUCGCCAAACCCGACCACCGCAAACAGCUCGUCGUCGACUCCGGCUUUCGCUGCCAUGUGACGCAGUACUCGCGCGCGACGGCCUCGGCGCCGUCGCCCUUCGUCACGCGCAUGCGCAAGUUCCUGAAGUCGCGGCGCGUCACCUCGGUCCAGCAGCUCGGCACGGACCGCGUCAUCGACUUCGCCUUCAGCGACGGCCAGUACCACCUGUUCCUCGAGUUCUUUGCGGGCGGCAACAUCAUCCUCACCGACCGGGAGUACACCAUCCUCGCGCUGUUCCGGCAGGUCGCGGCCGGCGACGGGCAGGAGGAGGAGACGCGCGUCGGCUUGAAGUACACGGUCGACAACAAGCAGAAUUACCACGGGGUGCCGGAUAUCACGACGCAGCGGGUGCGGGAGACAGUCCAGAAGGCUAAGGAUUUGUUUGCGGCGGAAGGGGGCAGUAAUGCGCCGAAGAAAUCUAAGAAGAAGAAUACGGAUGUGCUGCGGAAGGCGCUGUCGCAGGGUUUCCCCGAAUAUCCGCCACUGUUGCUGGAUCAUGCGUUUGCGGUGAAGGGGUUGGAUCCAGCGACGCCGUUGGAGGAGGUUUUGAGCGAUGAUGGAGACUUGUUGACGAGGGUGGUGGAGGUGUUGGAGGUGGCUAAGGCGGAGACGGACAACUUGUCGGUCGGGCAAGGGCAUCCUGGGUAUAUUGUUGCGAAGGAGGAUACGAGGACGAAGGCUAAGGAGGCUGCGGAGGAGAAGGAGGACAACGAGGAGGCAUCCGGCAAGAAGCCGCCGGCGCUCCUGUAUGAGGACUUUCACCCGUUUAAGCCGCGCCAGUUCGAGGGCAAGCCUGGCGUCACGAUCUUGGAGUUUGAGAACUUCAACAAGACCGUCGAUGAGUAUUUCUCUUCCAUCGAGUCGCAGAAGCUGGAGUCGCGGCUCACGGAGCGCGAGGAGGCCGCGAAGAGAAAGCUGGAUGCUGUACGGCAGGAGCAUGCGAAGCGGAUUGGUGCCCUGCAGGAGGUCCAGGGGUUGCAUAUCCGGAAGGCGGCCGCUAUCGAGGAUAAUGUCUACCGGGUGCAGGAGGCGAUGGAUGCUGUCAAUGGUCUGAUUGCGCAAGGAAUGGACUGGGUGGAAAUCGCGCGUCUGAUUGAGAUGGAACAGAGCCGAGGUAACCCUGUUGCGAGGAUUAUCAAGUUGCCUCUCAAGCUUCAUGAGAACACGAUUACGUUGGUGUUGGGAGAGGCUGGCGAUGAGGAGCAAGGCGACGGCGAGGAGCUUUUCUCAGAUGACGAAGACGAAUCCGAGUCGGAGGAUGAGAAGGAGGACGAUGAGAAUUUUGAAAAGAGGGCCGAUGUAUUGGUGGUUGACAUCGAUCUUGGGCUCUCCCCGUGGGCGAAUGCGACCCAGUACUACGAGCAGAAGAAACAGGCCGCCGUGAAAGAACAGCGGACGACGCAGUCCUCUGCUAAGGCGCUCAAGAGCCACGAGAAGAAAGUCACGCAGGAUCUCAAACGGAACUUGAAGCAAGAGAAGCAGGUUCUCCGCCCGGCUAGAAAGCUUUUCUGGUUCGAGAAGUUCCUCUUCUUCGUUUCUUCUGAGGGAUACCUGGUUCUCGGUGGCCGUGAUGCUAUGCAGAGCGAGAUGCUAUACCGGCGGUACCUCAAGAAAGGCGAUGUCUUCGUGCAUGCGGACCUUCAAGGUGCUACGCCAAUGAUCGUCAAGAACAGAGCGGGCACGCCUAACGCGCCUAUUCCUCCCAGCACACUCUCUCAAGCUGGCAAUCUAUGUGUUGCUACAUCGAGUGCUUGGGAUUCCAAGGCAAUCAUGUCCGCUUACUGGGUCAGUGCCAGCCAAGUCUCCAAGACCGCUGAGGUGGGUGGUCUUGUCCCCACUGGAGAGUUCGUCAUCAAGGGCGAGAAGAAUUUCCUGGCCCCCUCCCAGCUUGUCCUAGGAUUUGCGGUCAUGUUCCAGGUUAGCAAAGAGAGUCUACGAAACCACAAGCUACGCCAGUUCGACGAACCUGCGGCUGCGGAGCCGAUCGCCGGGGAAGGCGAUGCUCCUGCAGCGGUAGCGGAAGGCAAAGAGCCUUUUGAGGAGAACUCCGAGACGGCGGAAGCUGAUAAAUCUGGCAGCCCUGAUGAACCAAAGGAGCAGGAGCAGGAGCAGGUCUCGGAUUCGGAUGAAGAAGCUGAGGAAGAUAAGGCUAUUACGGAAAGAAACCCGCUACAACGGGGACUGUCUGAGCCAGCUCAAGCGGAAGCCGGCAACUCUAAUGAUGCUAACGACAGCCCGUCGGAUGACGAAAAUGCCGAGGAAGAGGGGGAGCAGGAGCAGCAGUCCCCUCAGACGGAGAAGACAGCUGCGGAUGAGCCUCUGCUGGAAGAAAGCUUAGCCUCCACUGAAGAUCAGGGCAAGCGACAACUUUCCGCUCGAGAGCGUCGUCUUCUUCGAAAAGGACAGCCACUCGACUCCCAGGAUACUUCACCCAAGGAAGCCGAAGGAAGCUCAAAGAAGCAGGGGCCGAACGGCGCACCGGCCAAACCUACGAACACCAAGCAAGCGGGCUCCACUCGGGGCAAGAAGGGCAAGGCAAAGAAGGCCGCGGCCAAGUAUGCAGACCAGGACGAAGACGAGCGGGAGCUGGCACUCCGCUUGCUGGGCGUGAACAGCGAGAAAGCUGCCAAGGCCGCUGCAGAGGCGGAAGCCAAAGCCAAGCGUGAGCAGGAAGCCGAGGCCCAAAAGAAGCAUCGCAGAGCCCAGCAUGAGCGCGCAGCGGAGGCCGAGCGCAAACGACAGGCUCUCUUCGAAGGCGGUGCUGAUGACUACGACGAGGAGACGGCCGCCGCGGAAGCUGCGGAUCUCGAAUGGAUUCCUGCCAUGAUCGGAACGCCUCAUCCUGACGAUGACAUCCUCGCGGCCAUCCCGUACAAGAUCAAGUUGCAGCCCGGUACUGUGAAGAAGGGAAAGGCUGUCAAGGAGAUCAUUGGACGAUGGGUCGCCGAAACGACGACUGGCAAGGUCAAGAAGGAGCAUGCUGAGGACGCUGGCAUUAACCGGGCAGCAGCCGAGAAGCUCCGCGAGCGUGAAGGCGAGUUAAUCAAGGGGUGGAAGGAUACUGAGAUCAUUAACUCAGUCCCUGUGGCCAGCGGAGGUGAUAAGGGCAAAGGGAAAGGUGGUGGUGGUGGCGGCGGCGGCGGCGGGAACAAAGGAGAUCAAUCCCUGGGGACAUUUUCUUAUUACUGCGACUUUCUCUACUCUUUUAACAUGCUCAAAAAGCGCUUUCCUUCUUUCCCCCCCCACUUGGAGAAUUUUGUCGACCAUAUUGACCCAACCCCGCGACUAGCCUGCUCUUUCUCCCUUAUGCUAGACACGCGGAUCGUGUCGCGAUCACUCGCGCAAUGGUGGGCCGAUGAAUGCAACAACAACACCCCCGAAGCGGCUGCGAUCGAAGAAGCCGCACAGCUCCUGCAGACGAGCGACAUCCCGGUCGCAUUUCCCACGGAGACAGUUGACGCCGUGCAGGGGAUCUACAAGGCCAAGCAGAGGCCAUCCGACAACCCGUUAAUCAUCCACGUGGAUUCCCUUGGAAUGCUGGAGCGCAUCCUCAAUCCCGUCCAUCACAGUCCCACGCGGGUCACAAGCACCGCUCAGAACAAGCUCCCUGCCAUCUACGACUCGGUCAUCUCCCGCUUCUGGCCCGGUCCUCUCACAAUCCUCGUUCCAAACCCUUCCGGAUCCCCCCUUGCGAACGAAGUCACCUCGAACCUCACUACCUUCGGCGUGCGGAUGCCAUCGUCGCCGCUGGCACGUUUGUUGAUCCAUGUCGCAGACCGACCACUGGCGGCCCCCUCGGCCAACGCCUCCACGAAACCUUCCCCGACAGCCGCAGAGCACGUAUACCAUGACUUGCAAGGCCGCAUCGAGCUCAUCCUCGACGGCGGCCCCUGUGGAGUCGGAGUGGAAAGCACAGUCAUCGACGGGCUCUCUGAUCCCCCGGCUAUCCUUCGUCCCGGGGGCAUCGGCAUCGAGGAGUUGCGACAAUGUCCGGGGUGGGAGAAUGUGCAGGUCGGAUACCACGAUGGCACGCUCGAUGUGAAGGAGGUGCCCCGUGCGCCGGGCAUGAAGUACCGACACUACUCCCCCAAGGCUCGGGUAGUCCUUUUCGAGCCCGAAUCCGCCGACGAGGGCAUCCGAAACCACAUCCGCAAGGACCUGGAGGACUCAGCGAUUGGCGCGCAUAGCAUCGGGGUGGUGCGUACGCGCAACUGGAAGCAAGGGAUGGGACUGGUCUCAGAGGAGGAGAUUCAGAGCGGGUUGAAGCCUGUCGAGAGCUUAAUGGAAAAUCUGGUCUCGUUCCCUGUCCCCGUUGAGGAUAAGAUCAAGGCGUGUGUGGUGACGAAACAGACCUUCGACUGCCAUCUCGGCCCGGACAUCAAGUCGAUCGCCCAGGGAUUGUUUUCAGCGCUGCGGGCGAUGGAUGAAGUAGAGGUGGAUGUCAUUUAUGUCGAAGGGGUGCCUGAUCAGCAAGGUGACCUGGCCGCGGCGGUGAUGAACAGGCUGCGGAAAGCCGCAGGAGCCGAGCUUCGGGUCUGA